AUGACAAUUGUUGGUCUCAGUGCCACACUAUACACUACAAGAGGUAGCGACUCCUGCACUUGGAACCCCUCUGAGAUCAGCUCUUUUCCGGACAACGAGUUUCCGACCUGUCCCACUAUAACACAGUUUUUCGAAAAUAAUAGUGUGAAACCUGAAGAGGUGUUGGUAUUUGUACACUUGCAGAAGGAGACAGGGAAGACAGCUAGAGCAAUACGAGACACAUGUCUUGAGAAAGAUACCUUCGGACUCUUCUUUAAGGAAGGCUCCGUGUCAACAGAAGUAUUACGUAAUGAAUGGGAAUAUGUGAAAAACAAGAGGCUAAAAGACCUUCCUGCUCACAGCUCUGCUAUACCUCAUGCUGGCAUGAAUAAAUCAACAUUGAGAGUGGAACUGACAGUUAUGCCAGACUUUCAGUUGGAUGAGAAGGUGCAUGGUUCAUCAGAAGCUUUCUGGAUCCUGGUGGAGGAUGUGGACAGUAAAGUUACACUGCAUCAUGAAUACUUUCUUCUCCAGAAUAAGUUUGCCAAGGAUGAGCACUAUGUGAAGUUCUUUGUGCCUGUAUUUGAACCCUUGGCGCCACAGUUCUUUAUCAAGGUGGUUUCUGACAAGUGGAUGGGUGAGUUAAACAGUUCUGGUUUAACACUGAUGACAAUUGCAUUAUACAAAACAAGUCGUUUGUUUUUCAAGAAGUAAAACUCCAACUUUGAGAGUGUUAGCAGGGGUCACACUGGGAAUUUUUUUCUCUGUGCCACUGCUUUUUUUGAAGAUAAAAUUAUGAGGCCAACAACGGCGAAGUGCAUAGCAUUGACGUUCUUGUAGGACUACAUUAUAUGUACCAAAGUACUCAUACUACUCAAGAAAUUAAUGUAGUUAUUACAUAUUUCUUAGUAACCUUUUAAAAAGCUUUUUGAAAAUCAAUUUGUGUUAAUUUCUAAAAUUAUCAUUUUUAGCUCAUCUGAUUUUUUGAAAAAAAAUGAUGAGUUAUUGUCAUCACUUGAGCGGUUGUCGGUGUCGGCGUCGGCGUCGGCGUCUGCGUCGGCGUUGCCUGGUUAAGUUUUAUGUUUAGGUCAGCUUUUCUCCUAAACUAUCAAAGCUAUUGCUUUGAAACUUGGAAGACUUGUUCACCAUCAUAAGCUGACCCUGUAUAGCAAGAAACAUAACUCCAUCUUGCUUUUUGCAAGAUUUAUGGCCCCUUUUGUACUUAGAAAAUAUCAGAUUUCUUGGUUAAGUUUUAUGUUUAGGUCAACGUUUCUCCUAAACUAUCAAAGCUAUUGCUUUGAAACUUGGAAUACUUGUUCACCAUCAUAAGCAGACCCUGUACAUCAAGAAACAUAACUCCAUCUUGCAUUUUGCAAGAAUUAUUGCCCCUUUUGGACUUAGAAAAUCAGUUUUCUUGGUUAAGUUUUAUGUUUAGGUCAGCUUUUAUCCUAAACUAUCAAAGCUAUUGCUUUAAAACUUGCAACACUUGUUCACCAUCAUAAGUUGACCCUGUACAGCAAGAAACAUAAACUCCAUCCUGCUUUUUGCAAGAUUUAUGGCCCCUUUUGGACUUAGAAAAUAUCAGAUUUCUUGGUUAAGUUUUAUGUUUAGGUCAACUUUUUCUCUUAAACUAUCAAAGCUAUUGCUUUGAAACUUGCAACACUUGUUCACCAUCAUAAGCUGACCCUGUACAGCAAGCAACAUAACCCAUCCUGCUUUUUGCAAUAAUUAUUGCCCCUUUUGGACUUAGAAAAUCAUUUUCUUGGUUGAGUAUUAUGUUUAAGGCAACUUUUCUCAUAAACUAUCAAAGCUAUUGCUUUAAAACUUGCAACAGUUUUUCACAAUCAUAAGUGGACACUGUACAUCAAGAAACAUAACUCUAUCCUGCUUUUUGCAAGAAUGAUGGCCCUUUUUAGACUUAGAAAAUCAUGGGUAGGACAAUAUUUCUAUUAUACAA
Molecule: messenger RNA, 1936 nt
Organism: Mercenaria mercenaria
Lineage: Eukaryota; Metazoa; Mollusca; Bivalvia; Venerida; Veneridae
Product: U5 small nuclear ribonucleoprotein 200 kDa helicase-like
Exons: 4
Coding region: 1-693 (230 amino acids)
Source: RefSeq, a predicted model, not a curated record